Messenger RNA from Trichoderma aggressivum f. europaeum, 963 nucleotides. RefSeq lists its product as uncharacterized. The transcript is spliced from 2 exons. Lineage: Eukaryota; Fungi; Ascomycota; Sordariomycetes; Hypocreales; Hypocreaceae. The record is from RefSeq and is a predicted model, not a curated record. The coding region runs from base 1 to 963 and encodes 320 amino acids.
AUGGAUGAAAGUGAGAUUUGGCUGAGUGACGAAGACGAGAGAGACUUUGAUGAAGAAGAUGAAGAAACCUCGGAUCCGACAUUUUUCAGUCUCGGGCUCACAUACCAAGGCCAGGAGGGAGGCUUCCAUGUCCGCAAUCGCCCAGGACAACGGCAAAGGAAAGCAGUUUCAGCAUUUCGCGGCGGCUCAAAGAGGAGGCCAGCUUUCACCGUCAGUUGCAAUGCGAAAGCAAUCAUCCAUGGUGAAAUGGGCCCGUCGUCAGAUAAACAUGCGACGCUUCUUGUGUACGAGUUCAAGUUCAACUCAUAUAGAGGAGCGCGCAUCAAAGAAGCCGACGUCUUGUUCGAGUUCCACGCCAUGAAAGGCCAGGCCGGCGGCCCAUCAGUUCACAAGGUUGCUCCAUACGGAGUCCAUAAGAUGCAAGAAACAAGCCAAUCUGAAUCUUCAAAACAUGGAGUAGAACUCACAGUCGGUCCAAACAUUCCGGCUAUCGAUACAGGUUUGACACUCUAUGGCGAAGCGGGCGUGGACAAGGUUACGAAGCAUCAUACCUUGGUGAGUGGCGAUAAUCCUCAGUCAGACGAUUGGGGGAAUUACUUCCAGGCGCGCUUUUUCCUGUCCGAGAACAAGUCACAAGCCAGCGGCAUCCCUUCCAAGCUUCGAGCUUGCAUUCUGCUGGAGCGAGAGGAUGACGAAGACUUCGUUUGCGUUCCCUACUUGAAAGUAACGCCCAACUUUACAACCAUGGUGACCUCUUUGUUCUCUUCAAGGGAGCCCGACGACCCCAUUAUAUUUAGCGUGAUUGAGCCUCCUCUCAAUGAACUGGACAGCUCGGUCGAUAUUGAUGCCGAUAAUCUGGGAGCAACUGACUUGGACCGGCUGUGGGACUGCACUACAUACACCGAGUAUGAGCAAUCUGUUAAGCAAUCUGGGUCGGCGAAUGACAAGCAUAUUCAAGAAUAG